Molecule: messenger RNA, 339 nt
Organism: Psylliodes chrysocephalus
Lineage: Eukaryota; Metazoa; Arthropoda; Insecta; Coleoptera; Chrysomelidae
Source: the annotation of a GenBank genome assembly
AUGCGGGAGAAGAAAGAAAAACGAGAAAACUCCAAGACUACAGAAAAGGGAAAAGAGAAGCAAUACAAUGUGAAUACCUCAACAUCUAAUGGCCUAGGCGACUAUGUCAUAGCAAUGUACGACGGAAAACCUUUUAUAGGUUUAAUCACUGAUUCAGAAGGAGACAAGUACGAAAUAAAUGCAAUGAGGCAACGAACUGAUAAAAUGUGGUUAUGGCCUAAACCAAAGGAUCAGAUAUGGUAUUCCCGUAACUCCAUAGCCAAAAAAAUAGAAAAGCUUGUUCUAAGUUGCAAGACCGGUGCUUAUGUUUGUAAAGAUAUGGAUGAGUAUACAAAAUAG